This is a messenger RNA of Knipowitschia caucasica, 891 nucleotides long. The record is from the annotation of a GenBank genome assembly. NCBI's taxonomy places the organism in Eukaryota, Metazoa, Chordata, Actinopteri, Gobiiformes, Gobiidae.
AUGGAGCUGUCGGAUAUCUCGUUCCCGAUCCCCUCUGCGGACGACUUCUACGAUGACCCUUGUUUUAACACCAGUGACAUGCACUUCUUUGAGGACCUGGACCCUCGGCUCGUACACGUGGGUCUUCUGAAAGCAGACGAGCACGCGCCAUCCCCAUCCUCCGGCUCUUCCUCCCCUGCCUCCUCCUCUCCAUCACCGAGCGCGCUGUUGCACAGCCUGCACCAUCACCACGACGUGGACGAUGACGAGCACGUACGCGCGCCCAGCGGGCACCACCAGGCGGGCCGCUGCCUGCUGUGGGCCUGCAAAGCCUGCAAGAGGAAGACCACCAACGCGGACCGCAGGAAGGCCGCCACUCUGCGGGAGCGACGGCGGCUCAGCAAAGUCAAUGACGCCUUCGAGACGCUCAAGCGCUGCACCAGCGCCAACCCCAACCAGCGGCUGCCCAAAGUGGAGAUCCUGCGGAACGCCAUCACCUACAUCGAGUCCCUGCAGGCGCUGCUCCGCGGCGGACAGGACGACAGCUUCUAUCCAGUGCUGGAGCACUACACCGGGGAUUCAGACGCGUCCAGCCCGCGCUCCAACUGCUCUGACGGCAUGGCGGACUUCAGCGGGCCGACGUGUCAAUCCACCCGGAGAGGAAGCUAUGACAGCAGCAGCUCUUAUUUCUCCGAGUCUCCAAACGGGCCCGUAAAGAGCGAGCGCAGCAGCGUGGUCUCCAGCCUCGACUGUCUGUCCAGCAUCGUGGAGCGGAUCUCCACCGACACCGCCAGCCUGAUGCCGGCCCCUGAAAGCCCCCCCUCCCCGCCCGCAGAAACAGCCGAUCAGCAGCCGGCGACGCAGCCCGCCCAAACACCAGUAGACCCCAGCCUCAUUUACCAAGUGCUAUAG